Molecule: messenger RNA, 1926 nt
Organism: Penicillium taxi
Lineage: Eukaryota; Fungi; Ascomycota; Eurotiomycetes; Eurotiales; Aspergillaceae
Exons: 3
Coding region: 1-1926 (641 amino acids)
Source: RefSeq, a predicted model, not a curated record
AUGGCGAUCGUGGCAACCCGGAUUAAGCUGGAGCUCAAUGCUCUUACCGAGCCUAAGCCCUUGAGCCAAUCCAAGGCAGCUCGGUACCUGCAAAUGUUCAGCCUCUCUGAGCUGACUUGUGAAUUCUCUCUUGCUCUUGAUGCCACAACCAGAGCAAUUCACCAUGCGGAACUGGAGAUUUGUGAGCCCAAAGCACUGGCUAGAGCCAUUGAACGAUACACAGGGGGUACCAUGGACAUUGAUUCACUGCCCAAAGCUUCGAGAAACUCAUGUUUGGCCUUCCUGGCUCGUGAGGUCGCCAAUGAACACGGCUGGCUUGAGGGAUGGAAAUGUCUGGCGGAGGCUUGUCCUAACAGUGGAAUUCAUCACAAUCUUCUUGAAGACGUAUCCCUCGGAGUCGACGUAUACAACCAAAUCAAGGUCACAGAAGACACCCGUCCCCGGGCUGAUUUGGAGUUCUCAGUUGUUUCCUCCCCGGGUAAAGACAGUCUUGGCGAAUGUGGUCUUAAGACCCUUGGAGGCAGCUCCUGGAAAAAUGACUCUUUGUACAAGGAAUGUGUGGCCAAAUGGAUGACACCAAAGGAUCUUGUCAUGGGGCCGUGUCCUCUUUAUGGCUGGAUGUCGCAAUGCAAGAAGGUUCAAGCUAUUGAUGAUGACGAAACAGCCUACUAUUUCUGGACCUCUCAACUUCUGGGUAUUGUGGACUACGAUCUUGACAAGAACGACAGUAUCAUCCCAGGAGGAAUCAUGAACGCAAUCAACAGAACUGCCGAGUUCUCAACAAAGGUCACAGGAAGGAUGCGAGGCCACGGAUGGACCGGAUUAUUGACUCUGGACCAGCAGCUUUUUACGCGCCACAUGCAAACUGAAUGGGCACGAGAAGGAAAGGGAAAGCCAAGUCGUUCUCUUGGGCCUGAUGGAAUCUCACCUCGGGACUUUGCCAUCGCAGUCUACGCAGACUGCGCAGCCCUUGGCCCUUUUGCUUGCCAGAGAGCAUCGACCCUUGUGCAGAGUCGAAUGACCAUGUUUGCCGCUGUUGUGUUUGCAAGCUUGCAUGAUCUUGUUUUUGACAUUGGAUACUCCAGCAGAAUCUCAGGUGUGGCUUACGCUGAGCCAACUGGAGUUUUUGACCAUGAUCUUCCCCAAGCUUGGAUGGUUGGAAUGAUGGAUGGGCUCGCCACUAACAUACUUCUUGAUGAACCCAGUCAGACAUCUCUUUAUGGAGACAAUGCCCUUUGCGCCACCGCUCAGUGGUGCCUCUUCAAUGUUCGAUACAGAGCAUGGGAUCGCUUUGUCAAGUAUGUCAGACUACUUCGCCGGAACGAUUCUGACGAGGCAGCUGCCGUCCUUCGUAGAGCGGAGGAUGGCAUGGUGCUUUUGCCUAAAGAUGUGUCUCAGGAUCUUGGGCCUGCUUGGGAAAUGGUUGUCAACCCGGCCACCGCCUCCAAGCUAGUUCCCAGGAAAAACUUCACUCAAAGCUAUAUUCUCAACCUGGAGACUGAUGACUUAGUCCCUCCUGAGAUUUGUGCUCAAUGCACUGCUCCUUUCCGUGAGGCUUUUGAUCGCAAAAACGACGAGGUUUAUGCUGUCCACGGCUUGCCCGAGAGUGUGACCCACUCUCGUCCUGUUGCUAUUGCAGUUGCCAUCCGCCGUGUUGCCCUGUGGGCCAUCUCUUCAGAAUGUUGUGAUGGUUGCGCUUGUAUCCUUGCAGAUUGGGCCAAUACCAUCGGAGAUAAAGUGCUAGUUGCUUUGAUGAAGAGCGAGCUGGAUGUCUCCAACCAAGACUGGCUACUCCAGAACUACUUCGCUGGUUGCGUUGCCUUCUCGCCUUUGCGCCUUGUCUCAAUCACAACCGGAUUUGACCUGAUAGCUAAGGUGAGUUACGAGUCGGAGGCAAUGGGUGAGAGAGACAAUAUCUCAGGAUGA